AUGAUCUCGACCACCCUUAUGACUUUCUUGCUGAUCACCAAACCAGAGGUUCGGUCGGUCAAGCUGCUCGGAUCAUGGGAUAAUUUCUCCAAGCAAUAUGUGAUGGAAAGGGAUAAACGAGUUGGAUCUGGACACUGGAGAGGAUGUCAUACCUUCACAGAUAUGAUGGGCGACGGACCAGACAAGACCCAAUGGCGAACAGGAGGUCUGAAGAUGGGUGGUACCUAUUGGUAUUAUUAUCUGCUUGAUAAUGAUAUAGAAUAUUAUAACGAGGCAGAGCCAACAACCACAAGAUGCCCUCUUCUUCCAGGGCAGCCUGUGAAUGUGUUAAAUGUUCCAAUUAUUCUACCAGACAGUCGCGCACAUGGGCGUUCGGCGAGUGGCAGCUCCCAGUCCUCCGAUCAUGUUCGGACCAUGAACCCAGAAGACAAGUAUAUGAAUCCGCGGAAGCCACCGCCCCAGCCUCAGCCAGCGCGUCUUCAAACCUCUGCGUCGGGCCGUCGGCAACCGAGUCCGGCGCAGCCUUCUGGCAAAUCUCCAUUGACUGGUAUUUACCGAAGUGUGUCUCAGCCUCACAGUGCCACCCGCAAGGGUCACAAGAAAGAUUCGCGUUCUAUGUCUCCCCCGAGAGCCCGCGCCCUGCUUGCUGUUCUGCGGCAGCCCACUGAGCCCGAAAGAAAUUUCGCGCCAGCGCGACCAGAAAAUGCUCCUUAUAUGCCUACACAGCAAAAUGAGUCAGUUGAGAGCCGACGCAAUAUUCCCGGAAUCCAGAUCAAUGCUGGAAUUGCAAUCCCGUCAUCUGCGGGUUCUGCCGACAACCUUAGCCCUCCGUCCACUAUUCAGAGCCGCCGCGCCAUGAAAGCAAACGCCGGCGACACAGCACCGGGCCGGCUUCUUACAGUGCAAACGCGUCCUGAGCCUCGCAAAGCCAGUCCUUCCCGCAACGCAGCUAACGGGAAGAGCGCGGCAUUCGACGAGACUCGUGCGAUCAGCGAAGCCCUGAAUGAUAUCGCAGGUUCGGGCGAUUUGCCUACACCUACAGCCGGAUUUACUAAAGAGAAGAGACUCCCUACACUCCCUAACACGCCAUCUUCGGUCAUGGACGAAGCAGUGCGGGCUAUCGAUGAGAGAGACAAGGCGAUGGAUGCUGAGAUCCUACGCAGUCACUUUUCCAGCAUGACAGCAUCGACAGACUCCAUCCACUCCCAUUUCAUGCCCGAACACAGCCGAUUCUCCGAGUGGAGCACUGAUACCGAAGCCGAUUACAACCCGCACGGAUCGGUAAUGUCGGCCUCAACGUUCAAUUAUCUCCAGGACGAGUCUUCGGUCAAUGAAAGCUGGGUGACACCAGACCUAUCGCAGUCCGGCGAUGGCGCCACCAAUACCGAUCCGAACACUCCUCACCUUAUCGUGUACUCUAAACCCUCGUCGCCCAACUCAGCCUCCGAGGAACUCCCUCCCUGGAGUGCCGGUCUCCCACAACUCACUGUCUCCCUAUCCACCCCUGGCCUCGACUAUUCCGGCUUGGGCAUCGAGAAUAUGGACGAAGUGGAAAGUAAUCCGAAGCGUCACGCCGCCCUGUUCGAUGCCCUUGAGUCCAUGGAAGCUCUAGCUCUGUCGCACAGCCCCAAUGGCUCCCCAAUCAUACUCCCCCAGCUCCCCGGAGAUUCCGAGGCUGGGGGCCCGUUCCCAGGGGCAGAGCGGAAACUGAGCGAGGCUUCCAUUGACCGCAUUCGCUCUCGUCGGAGCAAUGCCUCGUUUCAGGGGAAUGCUACCAUGCAGGAGCUGAUGGAUGAGCUCAGUUAUCUGAAGAAUAUGAUUCAGGCUGACAUGGAUGGCGCGCCGUUCUGA
Messenger RNA from Penicillium paradoxum, 1851 nucleotides. RefSeq lists its product as uncharacterized. The coding region runs from base 1 to 1851 and encodes 616 amino acids. The record is from RefSeq and is a predicted model, not a curated record. Lineage: Eukaryota; Fungi; Ascomycota; Eurotiomycetes; Eurotiales; Aspergillaceae. The transcript is spliced from 3 exons.